Punctularia strigosozonata HHB-11173 SS5 is the source of this 1093-nucleotide messenger RNA. Its product is annotated as fructosamine kinase PKL/CAK/FruK. The transcript is spliced from 5 exons. Bases 19 to 936 code for a protein of 305 amino acids. The record is from RefSeq and is a predicted model, not a curated record. Lineage: Eukaryota; Fungi; Basidiomycota; Agaricomycetes; Corticiales; Punctulariaceae.
ACAACUAGUACUAGACUAAUGCAUCCCGUACUUCUCAAGCAUCUGAAAACCGCCGAGCCCGGAGAAACAUUCGAGGGUUCUUUUCCUCGUAUCAGAUCUUCUUCAGGGAGGAGUUACUAUGCGAAACUUGGCUCUCCUCGGGACGCGGAGCAGUGGAGAGGAGAGGCUGAAAGUCUUCGAGCUAUGGACAAAGCAGCACCCGGCCUGGCCCCGCGCCUGCUGGCAUUUGGCCUACUAGACGGCGAUGUCGAAUCGUCCGAUGGGAAUAUGAGAUCCGGCCGACCAUUCUUCCUGUCCGAAUAUAAGGACAUGUCCAGCCUCACAGAGGUGUCUGGGAAGGCCCUUGGUAGGAGAUUGGCAACGGAGAUGCAUGCUUAUAAGAGCUCCGAGGGUUUCGGGUUUGGGGUGCCCACGUACUGCGGAGCGACCAGGCUGUCAAACGGAUGGCAUGAGACCUGGGAAGCUUGCUACGAUGCAAUGAUCGGGGAGCUUCUUGGCUAUUUGCGAGAGCAAGGGGGCUUCAAAAAGCUCGUCGAGACAGGAGAUCGUGUCCGAAAGGCCGCGAUCCCGCGUCUUCUACACGGCCUCGAUAUACAGCCCGUGCUCCUUCACGGAGAUCUUUGGAGCGGCAACACUGGCACUGACCGUUCCUCGGGCCAACCCAUCAUAUUCGAUCCGGCAUCCUACUACGGGCAUAACGAGGCAGACCUCGCCAUUGCUCGCAUGUUCGGUGGCUUGCCUCGAAGUUUCUUCAGCGCCUAUCAUGAGCACCGCCCUAAGACUGACCCGGCAGACCAGUACGAGGUCCGCAUGGACCUUUACGAAAUGUUCCAUUACUUGAACCACACAGUUCUCUUCGGAGGUGGAUACGCUCGUAGUGCACAGCAGAAGAUGGAUCGAGUGUUGGCUGCGUGUAUGGACACAUUUAGAGAUUGAAUUCUAAAGUGCAGCAUGCAUUCGCUGGUAAUCACACUCGUUUAUCUCUGCAAUAUUACAGGACAAAUAAAGUAGCACCUCAAGUAGUUCUGAUCUUUAUCUAUGGUGUGGGGCGCCGGACAGCAGACUGCUUUAGCUACGAAAAGGAGUAUAGAUG